Messenger RNA from Alternaria atra, 1521 nucleotides. RefSeq lists its product as uncharacterized. NCBI's taxonomy places the organism in Eukaryota, Fungi, Ascomycota, Dothideomycetes, Pleosporales, Pleosporaceae. The coding region runs from base 1 to 1521 and encodes 506 amino acids. The record is from RefSeq and is a predicted model, not a curated record. The transcript has a single exon.
AUGGCGGACAUCGGCCAGCUGUUGUUGCAAAACGAGCUGUUCAUUGUGCUGGGCGCUACUGUUUUCGCCGCGCUUCCUGCUGUCAGCCCGUACUGGUUGCCUGUCAAAUACCCUAAUUCUGCUCCUAAACAGUUUCAAUUCUCUUCUGGCGCUGCGAUCGCAAUCACCGUCACCCGGACCGCUACCAUAUUUUCAAAGCCCACGACGUUGACCGAUAGGAUUUACCAGACUAUUAUGCAGACGCAGACUGGAACACGCACAACCACGAUUAUAGCCACUGUUCCGAGAAUAAUCUACGACACGGUCACAGAACAGGUGACGUCAGUCUCAACAUACUACGACCGACACUACCUCACGAAAUGGACACACUUCUCAGUCGACCCAGCGAUGCCGUGCACGACUGUGGUUGAUAGUCCUGCUAUCACGAUGCAGAGUCCAAGUACUCCUGCAUCGGAAGCGUACCCUCUGAACGUCGCACAACUGCCGAGAACAACACCUGGAAUUACUUCAUGGGUUCCAUGGAAACUUGUGCUCGCGGUCUGGUUGCUUACGAAUUUGUUUAUGUGGGUUUGGUACCUAAAGACGGUUGACCCCACAGGAGAGGUGCAGAAGCCACAAGCGGAAUACGAAAUCAUGAAAGGAAGCCGCCAGGACGUAAAAGACAAGUAUGAGGCCCAUCGGGCUGACCUUGUCAAAAGAUAUGAGGAAGCGGAGAAGGUUGUUGUGAUGGUUCGCGCAAAAGAUGUCAUGCUCCAAAAACUUGGUGUUUCCAUACCGAGUGACGAAGCUGACAACAAAGAGCUCGACAGAGAGACGCUCGCCAACAUGGUGCAGGCCAGGAUGAACGCCUUGUUCGAAGAGAAACAGCGGCUGGACCAUCUAGAAACAGAGAACAAAGCUCAGACCGCGAAGAUCGAAGAGCUCAAAGCGACUAUUGCGACCCGGUUGAAUACCGCCUAUGUGCCAGGUGCGAGCCGUGCCUUCGAUGAGUUACUCCGCAGCAAGCAACAGGAAAUCAACAAUCAGCGCAACAUGCUCCACAAUGGCAAUGCCUCCGAGCAUAUCAAGGAGAACGACCGACUUCAUCAGAAGAAAGAUGCCGAGCUUAGUAAGCUACGACCUUUGCUUGAGGAAGUUGAGACCCUGAGACAUGCUCCGACCGAAGCCAAAAGAGAAACUGCACUAGUUGAGGAACAGAAAAGGGCCAAGGGUAUUGCAGAUGAACGCCGCUGGAACGAUAAGCGGGUCGAUUUACGCAAGGAACAGAGUGAUAAGAUCUCUGCUUUGAAAGAGAAACAUGACAACAAAGUCGCCGCUCUAGAGUCCGGCUUGGAGCAGAAUGCCGAAUUGGUCAACGCCCAAAAGGCUAAAAUAGCCAAUCUGGAAGCUGAGUUGCGCAAGACGAAGCGUUCGCAAGCAUCAUCUGACAAAACUUUGCACCAACAGUCAAGGAAUAGCCGGGAUGUUGAUGAACUCAUCAAGCAGGUCGCUGAACUGGAAGUGCAACUGAAGAAGGCCUAG